AUGGUAUAAAUAUGAAUCUUCAGAUGUGAGCUGCAUCAGUUCCAAAGGAAUUGCUUCAAGGUUGCAAGAUGUUCCGUUUGCUUGUUCUCGCUUUGGUUGUGGCCGUUGCAACGGCACAAGAGCCGGCUAACUGCAGAUGCGGCGCCUUCAUCACUCUUGACUCCGUCGAGAAGAUGCUUUACGAGCUCCCUCCCAUCGACAUGGGCGGCUGUGACCAGCACGUCAAAUGCCGCAACCGCUGCUUCAAGGAGUUCGAGGAGCUCUCUGGAGGAGGAGACUUGACCUACAUUACCUCCGAUGGUGUGACGCCCGUCGGACAGAUCUUGUGCACAGCAUCUGCAAAACCAGUCAUCAACGAAUAUGUGUACGCCUAUUCGGAGCUCUGCGACGGCCCCUGGGAAUGGACAGGUGACCAGACCAUGCAGCCUCUGUGCUGCAACAAGGAACAUGAGUACCAUCCUUGCCCCGAGUAGGGAGUGCGCAAGAGGCAAGCCAGGUCUACAUGGCCGGCGUUCUAGUGCUGGCUGAAGACUGAUUUAAGACUUACCUAGCACUUCUUUUUUCCUUUCUCUUCUUUUUGAAUAAACUAAGAAGCAUUA
Penaeus monodon (black tiger shrimp) is the source of this 599-nucleotide messenger RNA. RefSeq lists its product as uncharacterized. The transcript is spliced from 5 exons. Lineage: Eukaryota; Metazoa; Arthropoda; Malacostraca; Decapoda; Penaeidae. The record is from RefSeq and is a predicted model, not a curated record. Bases 69 to 473 code for a protein of 134 amino acids.